Gossypium arboreum is the source of this 1206-nucleotide messenger RNA. RefSeq names its product ras-related protein RABA4d. The record is from RefSeq and is a predicted model, not a curated record. NCBI's taxonomy places the organism in Eukaryota, Viridiplantae, Streptophyta, Magnoliopsida, Malvales, Malvaceae. Gene Ontology annotation, molecular function: GTPase activity; GTP binding. Gene Ontology annotation, cellular component: endosome. The coding region runs from base 397 to 1065 and encodes 222 amino acids. The transcript is spliced from 2 exons.
CCAUAGGUAGAACGUUAGAAACUAAAAACCGUUGAUGCGGAAGUGAUCGUCUUUCUCCUUCACCUAUUAGCCCAAAAAAUAAAUAAAUAAAAGAAAAUUUACUGUUUCACUGAAUCCAAACUUUUUUUAUCUUCUUCUUCGUUAACUGGCUUCCUAUAACCCUAACCCUAACCCUAAUUACCGGUUCGAAUCUCCCAUUCUCCAUCAUCCCUUUUAGCCAUUCUCCACAUUUCAUACUGUGAUUAUAAUUAUGCCAUGCGAGGCUUCAUUUCUUGCAUAUUGUGCCAGAUCCACACGAAUAAUCUGAAUAUUUAUCAUUGUAUUUUAUGAUCGGGUUAAAUUCGUGGAUUUUGAGCGGCGGAUUCAUCUCAGUGGGCAUCUGAUUGGGUGGUGACAAUGUCAAACUUAUAUGGCGAUUAUAAUCAAAGGAUUGAUUAUGUAUUCAAAGUGGUUUUGAUUGGGGAUUCAGCAGUUGGGAAAUCUCAGCUGCUUGCUCGUUUCGCCAGGAACGAAUUCAGUGUGGAUUCAAAAGCCACAAUUGGUGUUGAAUUCCAGACUAAAACCCUUGUAAUCGAUAACAAGACUGUUAAAUCGCAGAUUUGGGAUACUGCUGGCCAAGAAAGGUACAGGGCUGUGACAAGUGCAUACUACCGAGGAGCAGUAGGAGCGAUGUUGGUUUAUGAUAUGACCAAGCGGCAAUCGUUUGACAACAUGGCAAGGUGGCUAGAGGAAUUGAGGGGACAUGCUGAUCAGAAUCUAGUGAUCAUGCUUGUGGGAAACAAGUGUGACUUGGGAAGCCUGAGAGCGGUACCAACAGAAGAUGCACAAGAGUUUGCACAAAGAGAGAACCUGUUCUUCAUGGAGACAUCAGCACUAGAAUCUACCAAUGUUGAAACAGCUUUUUUUACGGUUCUAACAGAGAUAUAUCGAAUAAUCAGCAAGAAAACACUUACUGCUAAUGAUGAGUUAGAUCCUAAUGGCAAUGCAGCACUUCUUAAGGGAACCCGGAUUAUUGUUCCCAAUCAGGAGAUGCAAAAAGACAGUAGAGGUGGCUGCUGCGGAUAAUCCUAAUGUUAAUUUAGGUUCAGUUUUGUAAUUCAUCUAUCUACGCGCUUAAGGGGGCAAUUGCACCCACCCAAUUUUUUAAAAUUGAUUAAAUAUAUCUCUUAAUAAGAAUAUUACCCUUCCCACUCCAAAUGAACAAAA